Bacillus rossius redtenbacheri is the source of this 2992-nucleotide messenger RNA. RefSeq names its product cytochrome c oxidase assembly factor 6 homolog. Gene Ontology annotation, biological process: respiratory chain complex IV assembly; mitochondrial ATP synthesis coupled electron transport. The record is from RefSeq and is a predicted model, not a curated record. Gene Ontology annotation, cellular component: respiratory chain complex IV; mitochondrion. The transcript is spliced from 3 exons. Bases 2 to 415 code for a protein of 137 amino acids. Lineage: Eukaryota; Metazoa; Arthropoda; Insecta; Phasmatodea; Bacillidae.
AAUGCUCUUCACACGGCUCCCUCCCCGCAGUUGGCAGUGCGACCGUCGCGAUGGGCGCGCUCUGCCGCCCGUGUUGAGCGUGGUCCGGUGUGCUGUUGUCUCCGUCCUCUGGCGCGCCAUCUCCAGUUCGUUGGCACACUCUUUACCGUUUCAUUGGCGUCCGCAGCACGUGUCAGGACCAGAGAAAAGAAUGUCGUUCCCGACGAAGGAGGUGCGACAGCAGUGCUGGGACUCGCGCGACCGCUACUGGGAGUGUCUGGACGCCAACAAGGAAGCCGCGGAGCAGUGUGUGAAGUUGCGCCAGGCGUACGAGGCGCAGUGUCCAGCGCAGUGGGUGAAGCACUUUGACCGCAAGAGGAGCUACCUCAAGUUCAAGGACCGCAUAGAGAAAGAGGGGUAUGAGCCUCUGAAAUGAGCGUGGCAGUGUGCUGGCACUAACCCGAGCGCGGCAGGCAGACGCGACUAACGCCCCGCACAGUGUAAUGCAGUGUUUGAGUCUGGCGUGGUCGGCUUGCAGGGAGAUGUUCGUCACGGCCUCUCCCGAGAGCGCGGAGGCUGUGGGUGCGUGCGACGUAGUUCCUCCAGCUGUUAGUCUCCUUUUAGCGUUAUGCUUGCUUGGACUCCUCUCUCCUCCAAACUCAAGUGUAUGUCUUUUUUGCGGUUUCCUUGUGAACUUGUAACGCUACUGGCUGUAGCAACAAAAAUGUAAAUUGUGCCUUUAAAAAUUACUCACCAAAAUUUCAAAGUGUGGAUUUUCAUUUACUUACAAUCGCUGGAAAAUUGAGUUGCUAAUUCUGGACUCACAUCUCCCUUCAAGCUAGCAUUCAGUUUCAUUUGUAGUUAUUAUUUUAUUAUAUUAAUGCUUUCUUUAUGCACUACAACUGAUGGUAAUUUUUUUACAUUAAGUUGCACAAAAGUCAGAAAGAUUAAUUUAUAAAUUUGCUUCUCUUUCCUCAUUUUGUAAUUUUCAUCUUGUUUCUAAUUUCUUUAAGUAUUUGUUGUUAAGUUUGGAUGAAAUAUUUUUAACACAUUCUCAUUUAACUCAAUAAUAACUAUUUACUUUUUUUAUGAUAUUAAAUUAGUAGUAAGAAAUAUGCUCAUUAUUGUCGGAUGAGGUUGUUAUUUCCCCAGUUGCUUUUCUCCGCUGUAAGAGUAAACUUCAGUAAUAGACUUUUCCGUGGAUCUGUGAAGUAACUGUCAUGAGUACAAAUAUUGCUAAUGGCCUGUCCAUCACUGUUGCUCAGUUCUGUUGCAGUAGGCAGUUGUUAGGUGUUGAGAGAAAUGUGCAGAAAAUUAAACUUUUGCCAAUAUAAAGUAAUUGACUGUUGUGUAGCUGUACAGCCACCUGUUCAUCGCUAUAAUUGCAGGGUCCAGCAAUCAGAAACAUUUUGAAACUAAGCACCUAGGCCGGUAUUCCAAGAUUUGUGGUUAAGGUAGCCUUGUGAGGAUUCAACUGUGGACCACAUUGAAGCGUGUCCAAGCCUAAUCCCAGUAAGGCAGUAAGGUAACAGAAAGGCAACUGCUUUAAUAAAAGGUGUCCAACACAAGGCUAGUUACUGGUUCCAACGCAUUCUAUCAGAUGUUUCACGUCCAUCGUUACAAUUAUUUACGGCAAAAAUCCUAGAGAUAGCAGCAGCGUCGCAGAAAUUAAAUGGUGUUAUUCUAAUUUUCUUAAGUAUAUUUUAAGUUGCGAUUAUUUCUUGUUAUCACCAUUAAAGUGUACAAAAUGUAUUCCAGGAUAGUUUCGCUGCAAUGAAGUUUAAUUUGGUAACUAAUACGCUUGGUACGUCCCCUAAUGUUCACAAAAGUGACUAUAUUCGAGUUAAUGGCGUCUUAUGUGGGUUCGACAUCUGGAUGAAAUUAACGAAAACGUGAGCUCUGCGCAUGCACGGUAUUUGGACAAAAGAUAGGUGAUGGAUAGGACACUGAAAUCUGUUCCCUAAAAAUAUGGGACUGGCCGUGUGGUAUCGUGCACUAGGAAUACGGUUAGGAAACAGGUGUAGCAUGUUCAACACCUAGCCCCUUAUUUUUGUUUCUUGGAAUACUGGCCUUAUUGCCUUGGAAGUCAUGUUGUUAUAAACUGUUGUCAAGAUAUAAAUAGUUGAGUUUGUUGUGUGUAGUUUGUUGGUAAACACAAGCAAGGGACUAUGUGAAUAAGCUGAUAUAAUUAUUGUUUGUAGACAAAUGUCUGUACUAUUUAAUAAAGUUGUGUGUCAAAUGUUAAAAAAAAUAAUAAAUUCUUAAAAGUUCCCUUUUAUUUUUUAUUUUCCAAAGCCAUUCACUAGUUAGUCCAGUGACGUGUUGCUGGCAAGAAUCAGUAAGGCUGAUUGAUUGGGUGCCAAUAAAAAUACAUUCAAUAGAGUUACUUAAAUUGUACCAUUGUUAUUCUUGUGAUCAUUAUUGUGUUACAAUGUAAAACUGAUUGUGAUAUUUUCAAAGAUAUAGAAAUUAGAUUAUAUUGUAAAAAUUAUUUUUUGUAUGUAGUUUAUUAAUAAGUAAAUAAAAUCAUUUAUUUAUCAAUUAACAAAAUAUAAGUUUAAUCUUCAGGACUAUACUUUGAUUACUGCAAUAGUACAAGGAUGUCAUAAAUAGUGUGAUUUAUAGAGGUAAUGUCGAAUGGAUGUGGAAAUUACAUAUUUUGUGAAAUUGUAAAUACUUACCUCUAAGCAACGUGCAAACACUUGACUUCUUGUGGCGAGACUUGCAGACUUCUCGCGUACAUGAUCACAGACGUAACUGUGUGAGUGCCUGGCACUGUAGGUGUGGCAGCUGAUGUUUGCCGUGAAUAUCGACCCAGAGAUGACCAUCAUCCUAGCAUUUAAAAUAAUUGGCAGUCUAUGCAUCUAUGAAAAAUACAGCUUUGUAAUAUAGUUUUACGUGUUUAGUUUUAUGACACAAAUUUCAAAAUGAGUUGUGACAAUGAUGCAGUAUCGUAAUAGUUGGUAAUUCAUUACAUGUUGUAAUGUCACUGGAAGUUGUUGCGCAAAUGUCA